GGCCCGGAGUGGUAGCAGGGGCCUUAGGUGGUCGCUGGUGCCUGUCCUCCUUCCGUCCGUGAUGUCGGCCUGCAAGCGAGUGGCGAAGGAGCUGGAGGACCUUCAGGAGGCGCUUCCCCCGUAUCUGCAACACCUGUCCAGUGAUGACGCCAAUGUCCUAGUGUGGCAUGCACUCCUCCUGCCCGACCAACCUCCCUACCACCUCAGGGCCUUCCGUCUGCGCAUUGACUUCCCCAGAGAGUAUCCUUUGAAGCCCCCCACGAUCAAGUUCACCACCAAGAUCUACCACCCCAACGUGGACGAGAAUGGGCAGGUUUGCCUGCCUCUCAUCAGCGCUGCCAACUGGAACCCUUACAAGAAGAUCUGCCAAGUCUUGGAGACUCUCAACGUGCUGGUGAACAAUCCAGAUCUGAGGGAGCCUGUGCGGAUAGAACUCGCUGACCUGCUAGCCCAGAACCCCGAGCUGUUCCGGAGGAAGGCUGAGGAGUUCACCCUCCAAUUUGGAGAGAACCGGCCAUCCUGAUUCUGGUCCUGAGCCUACCUGUCCUGCUGCCUCUGCCUGGGGGAUGGAUAUGACAUUCCGUGUGGACUGGGGCCAGCGUGUAGCGAAUGCUCCUUCCCUAGGUCACCUGACCACAGGUGUGCCCUGCCCACUCCCACAGCCACAGGAGUUUAGUUUGUAGAGGAACAGGCCAGCCAUGCUACCUUCUAGGCCAACUUGGAAAAAAACCAGAAUCUCCCUCCCCCUACUAGGGUCCAGAAACAGAAGAGGGGGGAUGUGGACAGGAGGCAGGAUGCAUGGAAACCAUGCAAACUCACAGGCAUGCACACACCCAGUGCUAAACCUUUUCUUUCUCACACGGAUUGCAAGAAGACUCUGACUCAGAAGAGUGCCAGUCCUGGGGCCCUGCUGUGCCCUCUGGCUUCUGGUCCUGGGGCCAGGGUUUCAUGCAUUUGUCUGCUCUUGAAAGCCACAGAUGAAUUCCGAGUCUCUGUGGAUGAUGGGCUGGGGACUCUGCUGCCAGCUAACAAAAUGAAUGACUUUGACUUUCAGGACAUUCUAGGCCUAUCAGAAGGCUAGAUCUUCUAUGGGCAGAUGGCCCUUGGUGAGGCCCCCCACAGGUAACACCCCCACUUUACAGAUGAGGUACUGAGUGAAUGCCCAAGGCAAAGUUCUCCACAGCUUGACUUGGUUUUGGUUGUCUAUUUGUUGUUUAUCAUGAACUGCUUUUAUCAACCACCAGAUAAAGUGGCAGAUAAAGCUAGGCUGGAUCUUUAGUAGGACAUUAGAACCAGCCCAGGGCUUUACCAUGAUGGGCAAGAGAAUGA
Perognathus longimembris pacificus (Pacific pocket mouse) is the source of this 1329-nucleotide messenger RNA. It is a transcript of the gene Ube2l6, whose product is annotated as ubiquitin conjugating enzyme E2 L6. Bases 62 to 523 code for a protein of 153 amino acids. NCBI's taxonomy places the organism in Eukaryota, Metazoa, Chordata, Mammalia, Rodentia, Heteromyidae. The record is from RefSeq and is a predicted model, not a curated record. The transcript is spliced from 4 exons.